Trypanosoma rangeli is the source of this 855-nucleotide messenger RNA. RefSeq lists its product as uncharacterized. Bases 1 to 855 code for a protein of 284 amino acids. Gene Ontology annotation, cellular component: membrane. The record is from RefSeq and is a predicted model, not a curated record. NCBI's taxonomy places the organism in Eukaryota, Euglenozoa, Kinetoplastea, Trypanosomatida, Trypanosomatidae. Gene Ontology annotation, molecular function: manganese ion transmembrane transporter activity; iron ion transmembrane transporter activity. The transcript has a single exon. Gene Ontology annotation, biological process: intracellular manganese ion homeostasis.
AUGUCAGAGUUGGUGGGGCUUGAUGUGAAGGCUGCGGUGGACUACAAGAGUACCUCCAGGGCGAGACUGGCCUUCCAAAAACGCGACUUGGAAAUGUCUCGGAUCGAGCAUUUAAAGCCGCUUCCCCACACCGAGUUUCACAGCUCUGCCGUUACAGAUUACAUCAAGUCAGUUGUAUUCGGCGGCCUCGAUGGCAUAAUGACGACCUUUGCCAUUGUUGCAGCGGCUGUUGGUAGCAACAGUAGCUACACGGCAAUUCUUAUUUUUGGGUUUUCCAACGUCAUUGCCGAUGGGUUUUCAAUGGGCUUUGGAGAGUACGUCUCUGGGGAGGCGGAGCGGGAGAAUGCACUGAUUGAGCGUCGUCGAGAGGAGUGGGAGGUAGAGAAUGCCUUUGACCUGGAGGUGGACGAGAUGGUUCAGAUAUAUGAGGCGAGGGGUCUUUCGCAUGAGGACGCCACAACAAUUGUCAACAUCAUUUCCAAGGAUCGAAGACUUUUUGUGGAUUUUAUGAUGAUGGAGGAGCUCGGUCUGGUGCUGGAUCUCAGCGACGUACACAGUCCAAAGAAACAAGGCAUUGUCAUGUUUUUCUCCUUUUUACUGUUCGGUAUCAUCCCGCUGCUGGCGUAUAUUCCUGGGAAGGGUAAAGGUGUGGAUGUCGUCUUUGCGAUAUCUUGCAUCCUGGCGACCGUUGCACUUCUGGUCCUGGGAUCACUUAAGGGAUAUUUAACCGGUAUCAGCAUGUAUCGCUCCGCUACCCUGAUGCUUAUUAAUGGUGUCAUCAGCGGUUUGGUCAGCUACUCUGUUGGUAUGGCCGUCGAAUCUCUUCUUAGUGUGGAGUUUGGUGCUAAAGCGUAG